Fusarium graminearum PH-1 is the source of this 618-nucleotide messenger RNA. RefSeq lists its product as uncharacterized. The record is from RefSeq and is a predicted model, not a curated record. The transcript has a single exon. Lineage: Eukaryota; Fungi; Ascomycota; Sordariomycetes; Hypocreales; Nectriaceae. Bases 1 to 618 code for a protein of 205 amino acids.
AUGACAGCGUUGUCUAGGAUUGUAUCGUCAUUUGACCACUCUCAAAAACUCACAGGCACACACCUAGCAGGAAUUUGGUGUACACACCUCCCACUUGGGAUUUGUUGGUAUGGAGAAGGCUCCAAGGCAUCAAGAUCACCCCGGUGCAUGGCGCCCUCUUCGCCAUGGGCUUCCCUCGGACCUUAUAGACUAGUGCACAUGGGGCAUCUCGAGUCAUCGAGGUUUGGUAAGCCUACCCUUUUGGUCACUUUGGAGUCUGCAUCAGUUAUAUCAUCUCAUAACUCCAGAAAACUUGCUUCAAUCACAGAUGGUGCCAUAUCAGUUUGCGGUAAUAUCACAGGGCUGAUGAGCUUUGAGAUAUAUAGUGGUGCCAUCUUUCUCGUGAAUGGGGGUAACGCAGAGAUAUUCAAAGAUGUACGCUUCGACGAGAAUGACGAAGACGGAUCUCUAAUCACAAGUACAGGCAGUCAUCCAUCUGAGAAAGGCGAAUGUGCAAUUGGAGAUGUUGUGAGGCAGGUAGAACGUCCCGGUGACUGCACAGGAUCUCUAUAUAUUCUCCCAAUUGAGCAGAUGAAUUCCCAUUUGGCACGAACUGAUCCUGUAUCAGCCUCUAGGUGA